Molecule: messenger RNA, 958 nt
Organism: Lolium perenne
Lineage: Eukaryota; Viridiplantae; Streptophyta; Magnoliopsida; Poales; Poaceae
Product: LEAF RUST 10 DISEASE-RESISTANCE proteinUS RECEPTOR-LIKE PROTEIN KINASE-like 1.2
Molecular function (GO): polysaccharide binding
Source: RefSeq, a predicted model, not a curated record
GCAAUCUCACCGUCGGCCAUCUUUACUGACCGAGAAAAUCGGCACUCUACCCAGUCUCGUCUUCUUCAUCACACGAUGCUUCCACUGCCUCUCCUCCCCGUUCUGCUCCUCUUCGUCGUGGUGGACGGCUACCCGUCCAUCUGCAGCAACGCCACCUGCGGCGACCUCACCAUCGCCUACCCGUUCUGGCUCAACUCCUCUACAUCUUCCAGCUGCGGUUAUUCCGGCCUGGGCCUCGCCUGCGAGGGCAACACCACUCUGAUUCUCCUCGACCAAUCGCACCACCGGUACAGAGUCUCACACAUCGACUACGACACACAGACGGUGUCCUUGGUCGGAGACGCCGAAACCUUCAGCACGACCAGCUGCCCGCUCCUCCACUUCAACCUCACCAUCGACACCAGCUCCCCUCUGCACCUCACAAGCUCGGGCUCCAACAUCACCUUCUUCUACAACUGCACGAAGAACGCCUCCUGGCCUUCUGCCGUGGAAUUAAGUGGCUGUCCAGACUAUAACAAGACUUCGUACGUGCUCAUGGACGAUGGUUACCCGGGCGAAGCGUCCAAGUACGGUUGCGAGGCGGCGGUGGUGGCGCCGGUGCUGGAUACUCAUAAGGAGGGCAGCCCCGGGCCCUGGGCGCCCGCACACCCUGCCCACCCACUAGGGCCGGCCCUGAAGGAGGGCAUGGGGGAAAUGCCCCUGGAGAGAAGAUAUGCUGAUGUGCUGAUGGGCGGGUUCGAACUGAACUACAGCCCGCACUCCGGGCAGUGCGGCAUCUGCGAGCGUUCCGGCGGAUGGUGCGGCUACCAGCACAACCAGACGAAUGGAUCGUUGGGAUUCACCUGCUUCUGCCAUAGCGGCCCGACCACGGAUCAUUGUGGUACGUACGCGUCAAUGCCGUCAUCUCCUCCCUCAGGCUCAGUGCUUCUCUUUGAAUAGUCAGUGGGUGGUGACUUAU